UCGAGCCCUACUUCCUGUGCUGUAGCAGAGACGCGCGUGUUGGGGGCUUAACACGUUCCGAGGCCGCCAUAGGCCCGGCCUAGGGCGGCUUUGACUUGAGAGCCAGCCUCAGGCGCAUGGAGGGUUUCCCGGAGGGGGAGGCGCCCGCGGCGGCGCUGGCCGCCGUGCUAAAGCACAGCUCGGCGUUGCCGCCUGAGAGCGCCCAGGUUCGGGGCUACGACUUCAACCGCGGCGUGGAUUACCGCGCACUGCUGGAAGCCUUCGGCACCACGGGCUUCCAAGCAACCAACUUCGGGCGCGCGGUGCAGCAAGUCAACGCCAUGAUCGAGAAGAAGCUGGAGCCGUUGUCGCAGGAUGAAGACCAGCAUGCAGACCUGACCCAGAGCCGACGCCCACUCACUGGCUGCACCAUUUUCCUGGGAUAUACAUCCAACCUCAUCAGUUCAGGCAUCCGUGAGACCAUUCGCUACCUCGUGCAGCACAACAUGGUGGACGUAUUGGUGACCACGGCUGGAGGUGUGGAGGAGGAUCUCAUCAAGUGCCUGGCGCCCACAUACCUGGGCGAGUUCAGCCUCAGGGGGAAGGAGCUCCGGGAGAAUGGGAUCAACAGGAUUGGGAACCUACUAGUGCCCAAUGACAAUUACUGCAAGUUUGAGGACUGGCUGAUGCCCAUUCUGGACCAGAUGGUGCUGGAGCAGAACACAGAGGGUGUGAAGUGGACACCUUCCAAGAUGAUUGCCCGGCUGGGCAAGGAGAUCAACAAUCCAGAGUCGGUGUAUUACUGGGCCCAGAAGAACCACAUCCCCGUGUUGAGCCCAGCACUUACAGAUGGCUCGCUGGGCGACAUGAUCUUCUUCCAUUCCUACAAGAACCCAGGCCUGGUCCUGGACAUCGUUGAGGACCUGAGGCUCAUCAACACCCAGGCCAUCUUCGCCAAGCGCUCGGGGAUGAUCAUCCUGGGCGGGGGUGUGGUCAAGCACCACAUCGCCAACGCCAACCUCAUGCGCAACGGAGCCGACUAUGCUGUCUACAUCAACACGGCCCAGGAGUUUGAUGGCUCUGACUCGGGCGCCCGGCCAGAUGAGGCUGUCUCUUGGGGCAAGAUCCGGAUGGAUGCACAGCCUGUGAAGGUCUAUGCUGAUGCCUCCCUGGUCUUCCCCCUGCUCGUGGCUGAAACCUUUGCCCAGAAGGUGGAUGCCUUCACGCCCGAGAAGAACGAGGACUGAUUGGCUGUGGCCUCAGGGAGGCCUCGCCCCAGCCUCUAUUUAUUAGUUUGUAGACCAAACCCCCAUGUCCGCCUUGGACAGCAGUGUAUCUAUAAUAAAUGGUGUCGUGGUCCUUC
Molecule: messenger RNA, 1342 nt
Organism: Propithecus coquereli (Coquerel's sifaka)
Lineage: Eukaryota; Metazoa; Chordata; Mammalia; Primates; Indriidae
Gene: DHPS
Product: deoxyhypusine synthase
Exons: 9
Coding region: 117-1226 (369 amino acids)
Biological process (GO): peptidyl-hypusine biosynthetic process
Cellular component (GO): cytoplasm
Molecular function (GO): deoxyhypusine synthase activity
Source: RefSeq, a predicted model, not a curated record